Penicillium macrosclerotiorum is the source of this 939-nucleotide messenger RNA. RefSeq lists its product as uncharacterized. The transcript is spliced from 3 exons. The record is from RefSeq and is a predicted model, not a curated record. NCBI's taxonomy places the organism in Eukaryota, Fungi, Ascomycota, Eurotiomycetes, Eurotiales, Aspergillaceae. The coding region runs from base 1 to 939 and encodes 312 amino acids.
AUGUCGUCAAUUCCACUCUCCGAGGACAACCCCUUUCGGCCGCUGAUCAAGGAGACCAACGAUGAUCCGACCCAGCUUCAACUGCGGUACGAGAACCAUCGAGUUAGUCGAAACAAGCAGCAAAGCGAGAAGAUUCUGGCUGAGAGCUUCGCCGGCUGGACUCUAGAUGAGAUUCUCAAGCGACUUGAUGGACCGGAGAGGGAAGAAGGAUUCGUCGACCCUCGCAACUGUCUUGUGAUCUGGGCCAGACCUCCUGCUCCCAUCCGCGAUCUGAUAUCCUGGAUCCAGAGCGAAUUGAAGGAUGUAGCGCCAUGCAAGUGGAAUCAUUCGAUAUGGUUAAUGCCGCUUCCAAACUUGCACACGACGGUGCUGGAGGUGGCGCACUCCUUGACGGAACAGCAAAUCGAGGAGCUGGUUCAAACGCUCCAGCUCUCGAAGGGCACGACCAAGGAGCAGAUUGUUGAAUACGCAAUGCUUCAUCAGACCCGUCUGCUGAAGCCGAUGGUCAGUUUUGACUCUGCUGCGCUUGCUUUGAGCUUCGUGCCUUCUUCGGGAGAAGGCUUAGGGGUAAGUGGUGGCGACAACCCCGAACGCUACACCUACCACCACCUUCGUCGGGACAUCUUCGAUAUGGUCCGCCAGGCCAGCAUCCCCGUGGCUUCGCGCUAUAUUGUCCCAUCUGCGCAUGUCACCAUCGCGCGAUUUAUCAAUCAUGACGGGUUUCAAGUUCAGGGAGUAGACGGGAAAGAGGAUGUUGAUCGGACGCGUGUGAGACUGCUGAUUGAUAAAAUCAAUGAAAUCAAUCAGAGGUUAGAGGUCGAAUAUUGGCCUCAAGCUGGCGGCACUAUUCCGAAAGGAGGAGAAUGGGUUGUCGGUCAAGAGCAAGGAUUGGUGAUUCGGAGAGGACGAGUCUGGUAUGGAGGGGGCGAGUACGUCUAA